Molecule: messenger RNA, 950 nt
Organism: Lottia gigantea (owl limpet)
Lineage: Eukaryota; Metazoa; Mollusca; Gastropoda; Lottiidae
Exons: 4
Coding region: 78-812 (244 amino acids)
Source: RefSeq, a predicted model, not a curated record
UUUUUCAAUACGAAAGCAGCGUUUCAACACUUUUCUGCAUAUUUUUGCUCGAAUAAGUUUAAAAAUUGCGAAACAUCAUGGCUAUCAUAUUACCAGUCAUAAGCUACGUAGUGGAUGAGAUCUUAUUGGAGUUUCUAUCAAAGAACCAAUAUGGAGACCAACUCUCCGCUAGUAAUGAUUUUGGUGCAAACCAAAACAAUAACAACAACAACAAAGACGACAAUAACAACAACAAGAAAUCCUCCCAGGAUGAUUUUAAAGAAGAUGUAUUCAACUGGGCUGAUGAACCAUGGACUCCCUGUGAUGAUGUUGAGGUUCCUGACUGGGCCAAGAUGGAAGAUCUAACGACAGACGACUUCCAAUCGGAGUUGAUAUGGGCAGAGGACCCAUGGACCCAGGUACCACUCGUUGGUCUUCCAUCAUGGAUGUUGCUUCCCGGGAUCGACUACCCUGUAGAAACAGAAGACCCCGUGGUAUAUACUCCAGUCAAUGGCGAAGAUGAUGCUGCAUUUUUAGCAUCUGGUAUAGAUAUUGCAAACUGGAGCGACGAACCAUAUUUCCAGUUACCUCUAGAUGUACCAAGAUGGGCCCUGUUGCCCGGCAUCGACUUUCCAGUUCACCGCGGAAACAAUAGCCCCUAUUGGAAGUAUAAACUGAACGAUUAUUUCAUCGUGCGAAGACAAUUCCGUAGAAAUAUAAACAAGUCGAAAUUCCAUAUAAUAAAGGAAGGGAACAGUGUGGCUCUUUCGAUCCAAACAAUUCAAGCCAGACAAAUCGCCAUGAGGAAUUUAAGGAAAUCCAAUAAACAGUGAAGACUUUUCGACACAUACCUACCUUAUCACAUUGGUUAUAUGCCUAUAUUGAUAUUGGGUAUAAUAUAUUGCACAUUUCAUAUUCUGUAUAUUUUGGACUUUGUUUGGCAUCAAAUAAAUUAUUUUGUAUUGACACAA